This is a messenger RNA of Hypoxylon trugodes, 1444 nucleotides long. RefSeq lists its product as uncharacterized. The transcript has 3 exons. Lineage: Eukaryota; Fungi; Ascomycota; Sordariomycetes; Xylariales; Hypoxylaceae. Bases 685 to 1203 code for a protein of 172 amino acids. The record is from RefSeq and is a predicted model, not a curated record.
UUUUAUAAUCAUUCUCAAUUAUGACUUCCUACAGAUCCUAAACAUCUCACGAGAUCUGAGAGCAAGCAAACACGGCGAUCCGAUCCCCCUUGGCGUUCUGUUUUUAAGUAUGCAUUCAAUUGUAUUUGUUAUGAAAGUACGUACGUAAUUCCCUACUAUGUACAUAAUAUAUUAGAUGAAGGCGAUGAAGGCCACAAUGUGACCCUGUCGUCUCGUAACACGCGGCCCCAUUCCCGAUUCAUUGAUCCCCUGAACGACCCUCGACCAGCCAACCGCUACGCAGCGUUCGAGACCUCUUUGAAACGCCAACUUUGUAACAAGUCUUGCCGCAGAAUGCGACAACGCCCACCACCACAAAGCAAUCAAGUUAGCAAUCAAGAAAUCUGGGCUCCCUCUUAUCAACUUCCUAGCAUGUUCCUGAGAGAAAAGAGAAAUAUCUCAUUGAAAUAGAAGAUCCCCGGCUCUUUCAAUACCAAAGAGAAAGCUUGGCAUUUUCAUUCCUUAUUUUUGUUUUUUUAUUCGUCCGUUCUCUCUUAUUGACAUUUUUUCUUCUUCCCCAUCGACUGGGUCUGGACCGGCGAUCGUAGUGCUGUGCAUUUUUCUUCGUUUCUAUACCUCAUUUUGUAGUUGUGUUAUUAUCAUUCGUGUUCGAUAUCGGUAGCAGAAAAAAAGAAUCAAAUCAUCAUGUUUGGAAAGACACGCAUCCCGCCGUACACUGCGCCAGCGGACGCAGUUGUCCGUCGUCAGUAUGUUGAGCAGAAUGGCCAUUUAGUCUGGUUCUGGUAUACAAAGACAGGCGUCAUCGUCAAAUGGUCACUCUUCCUCGGCAUCACUCUCCUACUCGGUCUAUACCUAGUCCUAGGCCGCGUCCACGCCAAGAAGCGUGUAAACAAAGGUUUAAAGCCACUUGCCUACCACGGCUGGCUACUCUCCCGCCAAGAACGCGCAGGCGUAGACCCACGCUACGCCUGGCCGCAAGCAUCCUACACCACAUACCCACAACCCUACGGCGGCGGGGCCUACGCCAUGCCACCACCAGUCUACGACCCGAAUAACCGACCCCCGAUGUAUGAGGGCGGGGGUGCGCCGCCGAUGGGAGGUAGUAAGAUUGAUCCCAUGCAGACCGGAGUCGAGCCUGCUCGUACCGGUGGUGGGGAUUACGCUCCGCCGCCGGGUCCGCCGCCUGCUGCUGCGCUGCGAUAAAUGGAUCGGGUUUCUAAAUGGCAAAAUGGGAAAACGUAAGGACUAGGAAUGAGGUGUAGGGGGAUAAGGUGUAAUUGUCAAAUCGGUCUGGAUUAGUGGUACAUGAACUUGGCAGUACGUCUAGGCGGCAAACAUGGUGGGAAUUGAAAUAUCUGUACGAUUGAAGAUUAGAAUGAUAAUAAUCCCAUUGCAAAACCUACAUCCAUGCAAUCCGUAUAAACUGUAUAAUACAAGCAAGUUC